AAGAAAAAAAAAACCCUCUCACAUAAAAUUACUUAUUUCUUUCUUCUUUCAACCCUUUCUUCCUUUUACUUCCAUUUUUAUUCAACUCCCAUAACCAUAAUACAAUAAUGUCCAACGAAUUUGAAUCUGUUCAAGUCGGUCACGGUGAAGACUUGAUGACCUUGACCCGAUGGGUUAUCGCACAACAACAGCAUGCUCCCGAAGCGACGGGUGAUCUCACUUUAUUGCUCACAGCCAUCCAGUUUGGCUGUAAAUUCGUCGCCUCCAAAGUCAAGCAGGCCGGUUUGAUCAAUUUGUUGGGAUUGACGGGUGCGGCCAAUGUUCAGGGUGAAGAUGUGAAAAAGUUGGAUGUCCUUGCCAACGAUAUCUUCCGCAACGCUUUGAUCGCUUCUGGUAAAGCGUGCAUUCUCGUGUCCGAAGAAGAUGAAAAGGCCAUGGUUAUCCAGGAUCAUGGUCAACGCGGCAAAUACAUUGUGACAUUCGAUCCUCUUGAUGGUUCCUCCAACAUUGAUUGUGGUGUUUCAAUCGGUACCAUUUUUGGUAUUUUCAAAGUGGAGGAUACCGAAAACCCGUCCAUGAAGGAUUUGAUUCGCAGUGGUCGACACUUGAUUGCAGCUGGUUACUGUAUGUACGGUUCCUACUGUGAAAUGAUUUUGUCUGUCGGUAAUGGCGUCAAUGGAUUUACUUUGGAUCCCGCCAUUGGCGAGUUCAUCAUGACCCACCCAAACAUUGUCAUGCCGCCCCGCGGAAAGAUCUAUUCCGUCAACGAAGGAAACUACAAGUACUUUAAUGAAGCCAGCAAAAAGUAUGUUGACCAGGUCAAGCAAAAGUACAGCGCUCGUUACGUCGGUUCCAUGGUAUCCGAUAUUCACCGAACUUUGUUGUAUGGUGGCAUUUUCGGUUAUCCGGCUGAUUCCAAAUCCAAGAAAGGAAAGCUUAGAAUUCUGUAUGAAGUGUUCCCCAUGGCUUAUUUGAUCGAACAAGCGGGCGGUAAAGCUUCCACGGGUACCCAGAAUGCAUUGGAUAUUAUUCCUGAACAUAUCCAUGACCGAUCCGGCAUUUGGCUCGGUUCCAAGGAAGAUGUUGAAGAAUUGGAAGCUUGUUACAAGGCUUGCGCUUAAAAAAAAAAAAAAAGAAAACGUCUAAUGCAUUUCACCUUAAAAUAAUAAAACCAUGGCUACCAUUUUUUUUUACAAUGUAA
Radiomyces spectabilis is the source of this 1201-nucleotide messenger RNA. Its product is annotated as fructose-1,6-bisphosphatase. The transcript is spliced from 6 exons. Lineage: Eukaryota; Fungi; Mucoromycota; Mucoromycetes; Mucorales; Radiomycetaceae. Gene Ontology annotation, biological process: fructose 6-phosphate metabolic process; fructose metabolic process; gluconeogenesis. Gene Ontology annotation, cellular component: cytosol; cytoplasm. The record is from RefSeq and is a predicted model, not a curated record. The coding region runs from base 108 to 1121 and encodes 337 amino acids. Gene Ontology annotation, molecular function: fructose 1,6-bisphosphate 1-phosphatase activity.